Molecule: messenger RNA, 3748 nt
Organism: Bufo bufo (common toad)
Lineage: Eukaryota; Metazoa; Chordata; Amphibia; Anura; Bufonidae
Gene: JUP
Product: junction plakoglobin
Biological process (GO): cell adhesion; positive regulation of transcription by RNA polymerase II
Cellular component (GO): adherens junction; catenin complex
Molecular function (GO): cadherin binding; protein phosphatase binding; transcription coactivator activity
Source: RefSeq, a predicted model, not a curated record
CUCCCUUGGACGAGCAGCUGGCUUUGUCUCUGCUUGUUUAUUGUCUUCCUUAUUUUUCUUUUUUCCGCACCCCUAUUUGGAUUUUUAUUUUCUAAGAAGGCGUCUUUCCGCUGGUCAAAGAAUGAUUCGUGCUUCCUUGCUAAGUAGAAUGGAGUUAAUUGACGUAGCGGAGCGGCCUAUGAAGGUCACAGAGUGGCAGAAAACUUACACCUACGAUUCUGGGAUCAACUCUGGCAUGAACACCUCUGCACCAUCGCUGAAUGGCAAGACCGUGCUGUUGGAGGAUGACGACAUGGGCUACACUAAACAGUACACAACUGUGAAGACCACCACCUAUACACAGCAACAAGCACCAGAUAUGGAGUCUCAGCUUGCCAUGACACGAGCCCAGCGUGUUCGUGCAGCAAUGUAUCCAGAAACGGUGGAAGGACACAUCUUACCCUAUUGUCAACACAAUUUGAUGGACAACAGACCAAUGUGCAAAAAACUUGCAGAGCCCUCACAAAUGCUGAAAUCUGCGUUUGUCCACCUCAUCAAUUACCAAGAUGAUGCUGAACUGGCCACCCGUGCUAUCCCUGAAUUGACUAAACUCCUGAAUGAUGAGGAUCCGGUGGUAGUGAACAAGGCUAUGAUCGUUAACCAGCUCUCCAAAAAGGAAGUCCGUAGAGCGUUGAUGCAGUCCCCGCAAAUCGUUGCAGCUGUUGUGCGUACCAUGCAGAGCACAAGUGACAUGGAAACUGCCCGCUGUACCACUAGCAUUUUGCACAACUUGUCCCACCAUCGAGAAGGGCUCCUGUCCAUUUUCAAGUCUGGAGGAAUUCCUGCUCUCGUUCGUAUGCUUAGCUCUCCAGUGGAAUCUGUGCUAUUUUACGCAAUCACAACUCUACACAAUCUCUGCUGUACCAGGAAGUGCCAGAUGGCUGUGCGCUUGGCCGAUGGACUGCAGAAAAUGGUGCCACUGCUUAACAAGAAUAACGCCAAAUUUUUGGCCAUUACAACAGACUGUCUGCAGCUCUUGGCAUAUGGCAAUCAGGAGAGCAAGCUCAUCAUCCUGGCCAAUGGAGGACCUCAAGGUCUAGUGCACAUUAUGAGGACCUACAACUACGAGAAGCUUUUGUGGACCACCAGCAGGGUGCUGAAAGUCCUGUCUGUGUGCCCCAGCAACAAGCCAGCCAUAGUUGAUGCUGGAGGAAUGCAGGCUCUGGGAAAACAUCUCACUAGCUCCAGCCCUAGGCUUGUACAGAACUGCUUGUGGAUAAGAAACUUGUCUGAUGUCGCCACUAAACAGGAGGGCCUGGACAAUGUGCUGAAGAUUCUGGUCAACCAGCUGAGCUCAGAUGAUGUCAACGUCCUGACCUGUGCAACUGGCACUCUGUCCAACCUGACCUGCAACAACAGCCGCAACAAAACUCUGGUGACCCAAAGCAAUGGGGUAGAGUCGCUGAUCAGCACCAUCCUGCGGGCAGGUGACAAGGACGACAUUGCUGAACCUGCCGUCUGCGCUCUACGGCAUCUCACCAGCCGUCACCCUGACGCAGAGGUGGCUCAGAACUCAGUGCGACUUCACUAUGGCAUCCCGGCCAUCGUCAAACUGAUCGGCCAACCUUUCCAGUGGCCGCUGGUCAAGGCAACCAUUGGCUUGAUCAGAAACCUGGCACUGUGCCCUGCCAAUCACGCCCCACUUCAUGAUGCUGGGGUCAUUCCUCGUCUGGUGCAGUUGCUGGUUAAAGCUCACCAAGAUGCCCAGAGACACGCAGCUUCAGGAACCCAGCAGCCAUACACGGAUGGUGUCAGAAUGGAGGAGAUUGUGGAAGGCUGCACCGGAGCCCUGCACAUCCUGGCCCGAGAGCCCAUGAAUCGCAUGGAAAUCUACAGGCUCAACACCAUUCCCUUGUUUGUACAGCUCCUGUACUCUCCAGUGGAGAACAUUCAGAGAGUGGCGGCAGGAGUGCUGUGUGAGCUGGCACAGGACAAAGAGGCGGCGGAGACCAUAGAUGCUGAGGGAGCCUCUGCUCCGCUUAUGGAGCUCCUGCAUUCCCGCAAUGAGGGCACGGCCACCUAUGCUGCCGCUGUCCUGUUCCGUAUCUCCGAGGACAAGAACCCUGAUUACAGGAAGCGAGUGUCUGUGGAGCUAACUAAUGCAAUCUUCCGCCAGGACCCCGCAGCCUGGGAGGCGGCUCAAAGCAUGAUCCCCAUUGGAGAUCCUUAUCCAGACGAAAUGGAGAAUUAUCGUGGCAUGUACAAUGAGGAUAUUCCACCAGACCAUAUGGGUGACCUUGACCCUGAAUAUGGAAUGGAUGGCUACAGUGACCAUGGAGGCAGAAUGGUAUACAGUGAUAACAUCUGUCCUGAAUCCAUCCGUCAAGCUCCUCACUGUGGAAGAAUACAAUCCAGACAGAAGUGCCUAACAAAUCCACUGUCCGCACCUCGACUUACCCCUACAUCUCCCUUUUAAAAGAAGCUUUUAUUUGAUAAACUUUUGCAUGGGGUCAUUUUUUUUUUUUUUUUUUUUUUUCAUUUUAUAUCUUCUGUAUGGGAAUUUGCUUUAGGAUGCAGUCUAUUAACCCCUUGUCUCUUGGGCGUCGAGUUUAAUGCACUGCUCUGCUCCAUGCUACUUUUAAUUCUUUCAUGUUUGCCUUGACUUUGAGUUUUUGUUUCUAGAGAUUUAUAAAUACAUAAUUUUUAUUUUUAUUAGUAAUUUUAAUACGCAAGAAGCUUCUACACGCAGUUUUAUUUUUGCAGUAUACCGCCAACUAUUUAGGAGCUGUAUUAAGAGGUUUUUUAAUUUGCCUAGUUACCCAUCUACUAUAGUGCUUCAUGCCCUGAGUAGUGGCACGUAUAAGACUAAUUAAUGUUCCUCUUGUCUAUAGACAGCCAUGCACUGUCACCAAUGUCACUACAGUGAUUGAGGAUUUUGUUAUUACUAUAUUUUUUUAUUACUCUGUGGUAAUCUGCUUUUUGUGAAUAAAAUCCCACCAAAAAUGAAGUUCGAAUUUGUGGUUUUCUGUUGAUUUUGUCUGCAGGCUUUUCUAUUUGGAGGACCCAUCAUUACACCAUGUGAACAUUUUGUGGGGGGGGGGGAGAAUCAUUUGAAUCCAUUUCUAUAAUUUUUUUUUUAAUCUAUAAAUCGAACUAUUUUUAGAAAUCCAGAAUAUCUCAAUCACAUUCAUGUUGCUUGAUGGUUUAAAGCGGCAAGUUGACUACCAUGGGAGCUAUUUACAUUCUUUUGUUCCUUUUUUUUUUGGGGGGGGGGGGGGGGGGCUAGCCACAAAUUUAUUUCAUUUGCAGUAUUUCAGUUUAGGCAGAUUGAAAGUUUCAGGAUUAUUGUCCAACAUGGUCGUCUUUCAUUAAUAUGCCAAAUAUUUUACUUGUUGAAAGACCGCUACAUAAAAGUACCCCAAUACCAAAUGGUUACACUAUAUAUCAAUUUUUUUAUUUUAUUUUUUUAACUCGUGCAAGUGCUACUGCUUAUCUUACCAUGGUGGAGACCUUAGAUUUUUCCAAUUUAUUUUUACAUUCUUUUUGUUCCUUUUUUUUUAAAAACUUAAUAGUAAUUGAAAAAUAUGUAUAGUAAAUAAAAAUAUUAACUCUUAAAUGUGCAAGUAAUAGAAAGGUUUUCUUUUCUGAACGUCAUGUGAAGCCUAACACCCUGCACCUUGGACAAAAAGUCAAAUACCAAGGUGGUUGUCUCUUGUGGGCAAAAGGUGCACUUUAAAGUUAUAUAUUUUUUUUAUAUAUUUUUUUUUUU